This is a messenger RNA of Helianthus annuus (common sunflower), 1278 nucleotides long. Its product is annotated as pectinesterase 2. The transcript is spliced from 5 exons. Bases 43 to 1278 code for a protein of 411 amino acids. The record is from RefSeq and is a predicted model, not a curated record. NCBI's taxonomy places the organism in Eukaryota, Viridiplantae, Streptophyta, Magnoliopsida, Asterales, Asteraceae. Gene Ontology annotation, molecular function: pectinesterase activity. Gene Ontology annotation, biological process: cell wall modification.
AUUAUCAAACAUACCAAGGAGAUAUCACACAACAAGGGUGAAAUGGUAAGAUUUAUCUUUCUGGUCGUUUUAAACACCUUCUUCAUAACUUUUCAUCACAUUGUGUCCGACGAUAACAUACCGAUCCCACAAGAGAAAGGCCAGGUUCAAAGUUGGUUUGAUGAGAACAUAAAACCGUUGGAAGCGCGGAAAGGGACUCUUGACCCGGCCUUAGAGGCCGCAGAGGCCGAGCCAAAGGUUAUAAGAGUCAUGAAGGCGGGUGGUGGGGAUUUUAAAACGAUUGUCGAAGCUGUCAAUAGCAUUCCGGAAAAAAAUGAUAAAAGAGUUGUAGUGUUUAUCGGGCCUGGAGAAUACACCGAGAAGAUUAAGAUGGAGAGGUAUAAGAAGUUCGUUACGUUCAUGGGGGAUCCCAAAAAUAUGCCUACCUUGAUCUUUAAUGGAAAUGCAGCCAAGUAUACCACAGUAGAAAGCGGCACCUUGACGGUCGAUGGUGAUUAUUUUGUCGCUGCUAAUUUGCAUAUUAAGAAUUCGAGCCCGAGACCUGAUGGUAAAAUACAAGGAGGUCAAGCAGCAGCAAUGAGGAUUGGAGGGGACAUGGCUACAUUUUACAAUGUCAGAUUUUACGGGUUUCAGGAUACAUUCUGCGAUGAUCGCGGUAGGCAUUUCUUCAAAGACUGUUACAUUGAAGGCACUGCUGAUUUCAUCUUCGGUAACGCAAAAUCUAUCUAUCUGGACACUGAAGUGCAUUGCAUUGAUGGAGAAAUACAAUCCUGGAUAACCGCACAUGCUCGUGAAAUGGCGGAAUCAGAAACCGGGUUCGUUUUCGUGCAUUGUCGUGUGACGGGACUCGGGAAAGGGUAUUUCUUAGGAAGAGCAUGGAAGAAGUUUUCAAAGGUGGUGUUUGUUUACUCGGAAUUGGGUCCUAGUGUUGACCCUAAAGGCUGGGAGCCUAAUAAACAGCCUUCACCAGAUGUGAAUCUAUUCUUCGGAGAAUUUGGAAACACAGGACCAGGUGCAGAAAUGAGUGGGAGAGGUUCAUUUGUAAAAAAGCUCAAAUUGGAGGAGGCUAAACCCUUUAUCAGCCUUUCCUACAUUGAGGGUUCUAAAUGGCUUCUUCCCCCUCCAAAACUACCUCAAACAUUGAAGAUCAAGAGAAUAAUAAUCAAAUGUAAGAAUAAGAAGGGUACAAACACAUUAGGUUUGUUUCCUAAUACAUACGCAUUAGGGAAAAAUGCAAUAGGGAAAAUGAUGUAUGCAACAAACUUCACAAAAGGUUAG